Molecule: messenger RNA, 2329 nt
Organism: Seriola aureovittata
Lineage: Eukaryota; Metazoa; Chordata; Actinopteri; Carangiformes; Carangidae
Product: nuclear receptor subfamily 4 group A member 2-like
Exons: 8
Coding region: 236-2014 (592 amino acids)
Biological process (GO): central nervous system neuron differentiation; dopaminergic neuron differentiation; regulation of transcription by RNA polymerase II
Cellular component (GO): transcription regulator complex; nucleus
Molecular function (GO): RNA polymerase II cis-regulatory region sequence-specific DNA binding; nuclear glucocorticoid receptor binding; nuclear receptor activity
Source: RefSeq, a predicted model, not a curated record
GUCACUGGCAGUCAGUCUGCGAGCCAAGAGUGGGAGAGUGGUCAUUUCCUUUGCUCUCCAGACAGCGAGUGGACUUUUGUGGUCGCAGCUAAAGCUUUGAGAGAUCCACAAGCAACACUGCAGCAGAGAUGGGAUUAUUUAUCACUCUUCUUCUGCACUGGAUGGAGCUUUGAGAAAAAUUCUAGCGGGAAAUAACAUCCUCUGAAAAAUAAGACAACUUAAGCCUUAAGCGACCAUGCCGUGCGUCCAGACCCAGUGCGGAUCCUCUCCACAAGGAGCCAGCCCGGCUUCCCAGAGCGGCGGCGGAGAGCGCAGCUGCGACUUUCUCACCCCGGAGUUUGUCAAGUUCAGCAUGGACCUUACUAACAGUGAAAUCUCUGCUGCAACGUCAGGCCCUACUUUUGGCCCUCUGCCGGACUCUUACAGCUCCGGGUACGACGUGAAGCCCCCGUGCAUCUUCCAGAUGUCAGUUCAGGGGGAGCUUCCGUGCGUCAAGGUGGAGGAUGCGCACGGGUGUCCGCGGUAUCAGCCGAAUCAACAUCCCUCACACCAAUCCGACGAGCUGCUCGCCUCCCCGGGAUCCGUUUAUUAUUACCGCCCUCCCUCACCGCACACCCCUAUCGCUUCCAGCUUCCAAACGCCGCCGGGACACAUCUGGGAUGACUCCGGCUCUCUGUACAGUUUCCGACAAGACUAUUUGGCGGCGGCGCACAGGAAAAGCGCACUAUCCAGAUUUUCUCUGUUUUCUCUCAAACACGCGCAGCACAGCGGUCAGAGCUUGUCCACCUGCCAGAUGAAAUUUGACCGAUCUCUCCACGUGUCCAUGCACCUGGACGCAGCCGGAGCGCACCAGCCGCUGGACACUCCCGGGGUUUUGGGCUCCGCCGGGCUGGGAAAGCAGCCCGGUGUGGGAUUUCCUCACCCGCUCCAGCUCGCCCACAGUCACCACUUUAUGGACUACCAGACCUCUUCUGGCCCCAGCCGAGGACCAAUGAGCACGGAGGGGCUGUGCGCGGUGUGCGGGGAUAACGCAGCCUGCCAGCACUACGGAGUGCGCACCUGCGAGGGCUGCAAGGGUUUCUUCAAGCGCACAGUGCAAAAAAAUGCCAAAUACGUGUGUUUGGCUGCCAAAAGCUGCCCGGUGGACAAACGCAGGAGGAACCGAUGCCAAUAUUGCCGCUUCCAGAAGUGCCUUGCAGUGGGAAUGGUUAAAGAAGUGGUGAGGACAGACGGUCUGAAAGGUCGAAGAGGUCGUCUGCCGUCCAAACCUAAAGCUCUUUCAGACUCGUCUUCACCUGUCAGCACCCUCCUGAGCGCCCUCAUCAGGGCGCAUGUGGAGUCAAACCCCUCACCCUCUCGCCUUGACUACUCCAAGUUCAAGGAGAGUCCUGGAAGUCCGCUGGGAGACGAUGCACAGCACGUCCGGCAGUUUUAUGACCUCCUGACCCGAUCAAUGGAGGUGAUUCGAGGGUGGGCGCAGAAGAUCCCAGGCUUUACCUCCCUAACCAAACACGACCAGGACCUCCUCUUCUAUUCAGCUUUCCUGGAGCUCUUUGUUUUACGACUCUCAUACAGAUCCAGCCCAGAGGACGGGAAGCUGAUCUUCUGCGACGGGUCGGUGUGGCACCGGCUCCAGUGCCUGAGGGGUUUUGGGGAGUGGAUUGACAGCAUUGUUGAAUUCUCUGGCAAUCUACAGAGGAUGAACCUGGACGUCUCCACCUUUUCCUGCAUAUGCACCCUCGCCCUGGUCACCGAGAGGCACGGACUGAAGGAGCCGAAGAAAGUGGAGGAGCUGCAGAACAACAUCGUCAAGUGCUUGAAGGACGGCGGGAUGUGCGCCGACGGAAGCUCAAGCUGCUGGUCCAACCACCUGUCCAGACUUUUGGAGAAGCUGCCUGAACUUCGCACUCUGUGCAUCCAGGGCCUGCAGAGGAUUUUCUAUUUGAAGCUGGAGGACCUGGUGCCACCGCCCGCAAUAAUAGAUAAGUUAUUCCUCGACACGUUGCCAUUUUAGAGACAUAAGAGAAUACACACGGGGACUUUUCUUCUGUGUUUUUCUCAGCGAUGGCACUGGUACACUUCUGCUUUCAUCCCAGCAGUCAUUCCUGACAGUCUGAGCUCUGUGCACUGCAAAAAGAACAUUUCAAAAACUAAUACUGAGCAAUUAAAUCACAUUUUCCUAUCUAAAUGAUUUGUGCGUUCCAUCAUGUUUAGGUUCUUUAUAACCUAUACUAGUCAUAUAGUGACUAUCAUAUUCAGUAGACUCUAUCAUGGUCUUGUGUUCUCAGUAAAAUGUCAUUGUCCAUGUUUUAAUAAAUAAAUGAAGCUA